UUCCAGGUUGCUUCAACAUUGUCGAUUCCUUAAUUCGCUGUUCGUUUUUAUUUUCUAGGGUUGAAGUUCACUAAUCUGUUUAAUCUACGUCUAAUCAUGUUUCAGACUCCAGUAGAUGUACAGCUGUACUAUGGAAGAGAGGUCGCAUGGUAUUCGGCGUGGACAGGACCAGUCCUACUCGAAGUGAACGCAUGGAUAAGCACUCCUACAUGACAAAGCGAGCACGGUGUGAGCACGGCUGGAAAAUAGAAACAGACGAAUGAUUUCGGUUACAUUUACCAAGCCCACAUAUGCAAUAUUAAGGUCGGAUUUCUGUUGAACAAUUUCAGUUCAUGUUAUUCAAGAUUCUAUUUCUGAGGAAUUCUUGCUUUCCUUGAAAGUGAACUUUGCACGCAUUUUUUCAACUGAGAACACAGACUGCAUGUGCAUCACUGCUAAAGCUUCGUAGUGCUGAAGUAAGAACACGAGCAAAUGACAGGAGACUAAUUUAAAGAGACCUCUUUUGUUUCAACCCUUCUGUUUCUUUUUGUUCGUUGGGCAAACGACAGAAUCAGAAAAAGAGACAGACCGAAAGAGAAAGAGAGAGAUAGAGCGAGAGAGAGGUAGAGACAGAAAGAGAGAGAGAGUCACAGGCUUUGGUGUUCUGCGUUCAUGCCGUCAGUCUUGCGGAUUCUGAGAUGGACGUGAGAUUUUAUCCAGCUCCCCCUUCAAGCGUGGGUUCAUGUACAUUACCAACUGACUCCAGUCUCACCUCUCUGGACUAUUAUCACUCCAACAAGAGCAGAUACAGCGCAGCGGAUCGUGGUGUCAGACUUUACAGUUCCCUGCCCAUGCGCCCAAACCCUGACGGGAAGAGACUGCCCUCUGCUGGGUUUGAUGGUGACAACAUGUACAUGAAUGAAAACAACCAGGAGUUCCUCUCCCCAAACCAGGUGAGUCUAGGUCAGAGUGGGGGCGGCGGUGGAAAUGGGGGAGGCGACGAGGACUACGAGAUCCCGCCCAUAACCCCGCCCAACCACCCGGAGCCCCCCCUCCUCCAUCUGAUGGACCACGAGUCUGGUUACCUCUGCCACUCCCUGCCACACAACGGCCUGAUCAACCCCUACUCCUACCCCGAGCUGCCCGCCCUCAUGAUGUCCAACAUGCUGGCUCAGGACGGCCAUCUUCUUUCCAGCCAAAUGCCCUCGAUUACGGGCGAGAAGCGUCCCUCCUCGGAGAUGAUGAAGCCCAAACCCAAACCACAGAAGAAGAAGAAGAAGAAGGACCCCAACGAGCCCCAGAAGCCUGUGUCGGCCUACGCCCUGUUCUUCAGAGACACGCAGGCGGCCAUUAAGGGCCAGAACCCCAACGCCACCUUCGGAGACGUGUCCAAGAUCGUGGCGUCCAUGUGGGAUGGACUGGGGGAGGAACAGAAACAGGCCUACAAGAGGAAAACAGAGGCUGCUAAGAAGGAGUACCUGAAAGCUCUGGCCGCCUACAGAGCCAGUCUGGUUUCCAAGACCUACGACCCGGUGGAGACGAAAGGUGCCCAGACGAGCCAGCCCUCCCCUCACAUGAUGCCAGCCAACACGUCCCUGUACAGCGUGCCACCUCCCCCCCAGCCCUCCUCGCCCUACCUGCCGCCCGGGGCCUUCCCCCUGUCCGACCUGCAGAGCUACGCGGGCCACGCCCCCCGCCACGCCCUGUCGCGAACCCUCAGCCAAUCCCAGAUGCUGCCCAGCAUUAGUGCCUCUCCCCCCUCCUCCUUCCAGAUCAGCCCGCCACUGCACCAGCAGCUCUCCCUGCACCAGAGCUCCCUCCUCAACCAGCCUAUCCGCAUGCAGCAGGUUCAGUCCCAGUCAAUCAUCUCCCACCAGAUGGGACUCCAGGCCGCCCUCCACUCCCCACCUCCUGGCCAGCAGAGCUUCUCCCACCUCCAGUCAGAAUAUCAGAAGAGUGUGGGGGGGUCCCAGUCCCCUGGAGCACCAGCCCCUGGGGGGGGCCAGAGCCAUGACUGGGACAGUGAAUACUGCAACCGGGAGUGUGGUGGCAACCACUGCAGUGGCAGCAUGAUAGGCAGGGACAAGCCACUCUACCUCACCUGAAGCUGAAGACCACAGGAUGUUAACCAGAGACCACGCCUGGGAUUCAGCCCCUCCAUCCCGACACGCUGCACACGCGCUCACACUGGCACACGCACGCAUAUGCACACACAGACAUGCACACAAACAGACACCCACACACACACUCCAUUCCCCUAAGACCCACCAACACCUUUAUGUGUUUAUGUAACAUUUCCGUUUCAGUUUUUUUGUAGAAGGAUUUGUGCAAGCUCUGACACGACGACUACUAGCGAUCAUCUUUUUCUUGUUAUUGCCAAGCACUUACUGAUGAAGGACAGGUCCCCCUCCCCAUUGAACCUGUUGUAGCAGGGUAACCACCAUGGAAAUCCUGUCAGGACCCACCCUCAGCUUUAAUUACACAAAGAAGAGCAACGACACACAAAAAAAACUCCUCUUCUUCCUCAUUUUCCUUUCAUUCUUUUUCUUUCUUUCUUUUUGUUUGUUUGUUGCCGUUUUAUUUAUUUUCCUGCUUGCUACACUGCUUUUUCUUUUGCCAAUAAGCGGUCGUCUGCUAUAGGGAGCCAGUCUUGCGGUAGGACCAGCACAGCCCUGGGUGUUACUGUAGCUUUGCGGGGUUUCUGACUUCAUAAGAGUCCACGGGGUGGGAAAGGGAAAUCAAUUCUAAUCUUUUGUAAUAUUAAAGACCUGUUACGAUGUACCAAGCUGUCGAAGUGUGAUUGUAAAUAUCACUUUUAUGGGAUACAAUUGGGAAUUGGAAGUCCAGAUAGAUUUGUUUCUUUCUUUAAUAUUACCUGUUAGUCAUUGGUUUCUUUUUAAAAGUAUAUCUUGCGAGUGUGUGCGUGUAUCUGCAUUGGUGUUCUGUAUGUUUGCAUUGGUGUGAGUGAGAAGACAGGAUAGUGUGUGUGUUUGUGUGUGUGUGUGUGUGUGUGUGUGUGUGUGUGUGUGAGAGAGAGAGAGAGAGAGAGAAAGAGAGAGAUAGCAAGAUUGUGUUCCUCGUGAAUUUUAACAGCCGGUGCAGCUGGAUCUCAGAAAAAGUAUUUCACACACUCGAUCUCGCAUUAUAUCUGUGCUCACUGGUGUGUUUUUUUCCAAUAAAGUUCAAUCUAAAACCGAAUACAGAGUAUGUGUCCUGCAGAUCAUUAAAUGGAAGGAACAAGAAGAUAGAGGACAAAAAUGAGAGAGAGUGAGAGAAAGAGAAAAGGUAGAGAGAUACAAUCACACUCACAGGUGAAAGACGUUUUCUCAAAAUCCCUGACUAUAACAUCUAAGACUGGGUUGGCUAUCUUUAUUAUCUUUAAACUUUUCUAGUCUUUUUUUUAUUUUCCAUCUGGCCAUAAUUGUCAAUAUUUACCUGCUGGACAUGCAGACGGUGACACUCUGUGCAAAUGGGAACAGCACAUCCACAUACAGUGACAGUGAGUUUCUAGGUUUCUAGUAGGUUCUUAGGUGUUCUAUUGUGUUGAUCUCAUUUUUAAGUUUUGUGAUGAAUAUUAAUGCAUUUGAUGACAAAGACAUACAGAUACAGUAUGUUAUUUUUUUCACUGUAGCAUACUUUCAUUUUAGUUGUAAUGGAAAUAUAACAUUUAAGUUGUGUAUAAACCUGCCAAUUGUAGUUAUUUUAUUUGUAAAGCCAGUACUGAUAAAUAUUUUAAAUUGUUAUCAAUUUAUUAUUAUUAUUAUUAAAAAAAAAUUGCAAGUUGCCCAUCAACGUGACAGGUUUCCUUAUUUAUGAAAGAAAUGAGAUCACUUUGCUUCUUACCAUGGAGGUGCAUUUUCAUUUGACUGUUUUUCAUUUGGUUUGAUAAUAAUGAUGAUGAUUAUUGCUUUAUUUUUUACAUUUUGGAUGCUAGCUCUUUCUUUUCUUGUCGUCAGCAUCCUUUUGUGUCACAAUGCUUCUUUGAUUUCAAAUCUACGUAAUAAAAAAGGUUAAAAGUGAA
Messenger RNA from Osmerus eperlanus (European smelt), 4000 nucleotides. RefSeq names its product TOX high mobility group box family member 2-like. Gene Ontology annotation, biological process: regulation of transcription by RNA polymerase II. The record is from RefSeq and is a predicted model, not a curated record. Gene Ontology annotation, cellular component: nucleus. Gene Ontology annotation, molecular function: chromatin DNA binding. NCBI's taxonomy places the organism in Eukaryota, Metazoa, Chordata, Actinopteri, Osmeriformes, Osmeridae.